Ananas comosus (pineapple) is the source of this 776-nucleotide messenger RNA. RefSeq names its product sm-like protein LSM2. Gene Ontology annotation, cellular component: P-body; U4/U6 x U5 tri-snRNP complex; catalytic step 2 spliceosome. Bases 165 to 446 code for a protein of 93 amino acids. NCBI's taxonomy places the organism in Eukaryota, Viridiplantae, Streptophyta, Magnoliopsida, Poales, Bromeliaceae. Gene Ontology annotation, molecular function: RNA binding. The record is from RefSeq and is a predicted model, not a curated record. The transcript is spliced from 3 exons. Gene Ontology annotation, biological process: mRNA splicing, via spliceosome.
UGAAAGUCCCUCAAGUGAUCUUUCUUUCUAUCUUAACCCCGGCCGAAGCGGCAGAGAGCGAAGGUUUUGUUUUUGCUUUUCGUGUUUGAGAAAGCAAACAAGUAGUCGCUCCGACGCUCGUCGCCCGCCCUCCACCGUCGGAGCUUGUCGCACGCAAGAUCGAGAUGCUGUUCUUCUCGUACUUCAAGGAGCUGGUGGGGAAGGAGGUGACGGUGGAGCUGAAGAACGACCUGGCCAUCCGGGGCAUCCUCCACUCCGUCGACCAGUAUCUCAACAUCAAGCUCGAGAACACCCGCGUCGUCGACCAGGACAAGUACCCCCACAUGUUAUCAGUGAGGAACUGCUUUAUUCGGGGAUCUGUGGUGAGGUAUGUUCAGCUUCCUCCUGAUGGAGUAGAUAUAGAUAUCCUCCAUGAUGCCACCCGGAGAGAAGCUCGUGGAGGUUAAGUUAUUGUGUGUCACUACCUUUCUCAUUUUUCGACGCACUCUCCGAUGCUUUGUUCCAUCAAAUUGCCCUAUAUUGUAGACAGUGAUUAGUUUGAUUGUGAAAGCAUACUUCCAGGGUUGGGUUGGUUUGCUUGAACUUUCAUACCAUUUUCUUUUUGUUUCCUUUUUUGCCUUUUUAGAAGAUUGUGUUCAUUUAGCUUGUGAUCGCUAGUGUUGUUGGUCAGUAGGUUUGUUUAAUUGCAAUGAACCAGUUAAAAAGGGAGAGAUUGUUGGAUGAAUACACUAUAUCAACAAAUCUUCUAUAUGAGAUUCAACACUUCAUGACUAGCA